Messenger RNA from Penicillium nucicola, 231 nucleotides. RefSeq lists its product as uncharacterized. Bases 1 to 231 code for a protein of 76 amino acids. Lineage: Eukaryota; Fungi; Ascomycota; Eurotiomycetes; Eurotiales; Aspergillaceae. The transcript has 2 exons. The record is from RefSeq and is a predicted model, not a curated record.
AUGUCUCAGCCACAACAGUCCCAGCCCGAAGUGCCACACCACGAAAAUAUCGUGGAGAGACUAUUUGAGCAUCACGGACAUCACCACAAGGACGACAAAGCGGAGGGGACUCAGGCUGAUUCACAACCCAAAGCUCCGCCAAAGAAAAGUGAAAAGGAUAAGUAUAUGGAUUGGUAUCACGAGGAAGAGGAAGAGGAAGCGGAAGGAGAAACAUAUGGAGGUCUCAUGUAA